CGGCGACCGUCAUCUGGUUACCCUCACAAUCAUGUCAGCUACCUCAACGAGUGCCAACACCGUGGCUGGACCCUCGCCGAACGAUAUAUUCCGGCCACCAUCCGCCAUGAUUUCUGGUGAUCUUGCAGACGACGUCGUUUCAAAUGUCACUCAGUUGCCUUUCUCUUCUGGAAACCCCAGAAUCGAAGAAACCAGAGGAGUCAUGCAUCUCUACCGUGACGACAUCUCCCUUUCUUCUUCUGAUCUUCCUGUUGGAAGGAAAGCUCUUGUCUGUGUCCUUGGGGUGCCAAAUCACAUGACAUAUGCAGAUUUCUGCCAGUUUUGUGGUUCAUUCAUUCAACACAUGUUGGAAAUGCGAAUUGUCAGGAAUGAUGGAAUAGAGGAUCAAUAUAGUAUUUUGAUAAGGUUUGACAAUCAGAACUCUGCAGAUAAUUUCUGCAAACAUUUUAAUGGGAGGCGAUUUUCAUCUCUUGAGGUAGAUGUUUGUCGUGUGCUUUUCACAGUUGAUGUGCAAUACACAGGUUCAAUUGAACAUGCACAGGCUUCUCCUGCAAGUUCAACUGAGCAGCCCACCUGUCCUGUCUGCCUUGAAAGACUAGACCAAGACAUCAGUGGGAUUCUUACUACUAUAUGCAAUCAUUCCUUCCACUGCUCUUGUAUAUCAAAAUGGACAGAUUCUUCUUGUCCGGUAUGCAGAUACUGCCAGCAGCAGCCUGAAAAAUCAGUAUGUAUUGUUUGUCAAACUUCUGAGAAUCUCUGGAUUUGUGUUCUUUGCGGUUUUGUUGGUUGUGGGAGGUACAAAGAAGGCCAUGCUAUAAGACAUUGGAAGGAAACCCAGCAUUGCUAUUCUCUUGAAUUGGAAACCCAACGUGUGUGGGAUUAUGUUGGGGACAACUAUGUUCACCGUCUAAUCCAAUCUAAAACUGAUGGAAAGCUAGUUGAGUUGAAUGCUCAUUGUGCGCAUGCUGAUCAUGGUUGUGGAAGUUGUGACUGUAGCGAUGAUGCUGGAAUUAGUGAGGUUCUUUUGAACAGCAGAGUUGAAGCUAUUGUCAAUGAGUACAAUGAUCUCCUCACUACCCAACUUGAGAACCAAAAAUUGUAUUUUGAGUCUCUACUGCGAGAAGUCAAAGAAGAAACUGAGAGGGAAAUUUCUGAAGCAGUUGAGAAGGCUGUGACUUUGAAACUACAGAAGUUGCAAGCCAAGCUGGAUAAAUGUGUUAAAGAGAAGAAAUUUCUUGAUGACCUCAAUGAGAAUCUUUUGCAAAAUCAGGAGAUCUGGGAAGCAAAGAUAAAGGAAAUUGAAGAGAGGGAGAGGAAGGUUUUAAAACUUAAGGAUGAUAAAAUACAGGAGUUGGAGGAACAGCUUGGAGAUUUGAUGAUGUUGAUAGAAACAGGAAAGGCAGGAGCAGCUACCAGCCAUCAAUGAAAUUAAGGAUGAGCCUAAAAUGGUGGAGCAACUGCAGCUACAAACCUCAAACGAAAUCAAGGAUGGCGCCAUCCUGGCAAUACCAGGAGAGUCGUCUCCAAGAAGUAGCAUGAAAGGGGCCUAAAGGACUAACAACCGGAAAAGAAUCCAAGGAUGGAUGGUUCCUAUAUUGUCUUAUAUGGGGCUUUCCCACGUUUUCUUUCUGCUUUUCCCCUCUAAAGGUAGGUUUAUGGAGGUUUAUCACUGUUAUUGUAGCAUCAUAUGAUCAAAACUGAGAUGUCCCACAGAUCCUUUGUGUACAUAAGUCAUUGUUGUAUUCUGAAAGUAUAGUUUAAAAAAUUAUUUCCUUGGUUAAAAGGGUUGAUACAAAAGUCAGUGGAAAGCAGAAUGUUACGGUCAUCUGUGAUUUUGUUUGGAAAAA
This is a messenger RNA of Vitis riparia (riverbank grape), 1847 nucleotides long. Its product is annotated as BRAP2 RING ZnF UBP domain-containing protein 2. Lineage: Eukaryota; Viridiplantae; Streptophyta; Magnoliopsida; Vitales; Vitaceae. Gene Ontology annotation, molecular function: zinc ion binding; ubiquitin protein ligase activity. The coding region runs from base 32 to 1426 and encodes 464 amino acids. The transcript is spliced from 12 exons. The record is from RefSeq and is a predicted model, not a curated record. Gene Ontology annotation, cellular component: cytoplasm. Gene Ontology annotation, biological process: Ras protein signal transduction; protein ubiquitination.